AUGCAGACCAGCCAGUUAUACAACAUAGGUUGUGCAUUCCCGUCCCGGUGGCACGGCCGCUGGUUCCAAUCGGGCGUGAUCCAGCCGAUCCUCAUCGAAGGAGACAGACUGUCUAACAAAGGACGGUGCCUAUCUUCGGAAGGAGAUAAGUUUCUUAUUGUUGAUGAAAAAGGCUGUUACCGCUGCGUAGUGAUGCAUGAAAAACAUAAAAACGUUCUACAAUAUAAAGAAACAUUUUGCCAUCGAAGAGACGCCUUACCGCACCUGUGUUCUUUGAUUACUGGAGACGCUUUACUUUACUCAAUGUUUAGAGAAAACGCGGAUCCCGUCGACUGCCCAUUGAAGGGACCGUUUUCUUUUACUUAUAAUAGAGGUCAUGGUGACUGUAAGAGUCCAGUUUCAUCUAUCGAGAGCUGCACAGAAGACUCGAGACUACUCCUCAAUUAUCAAGCAUGUCCAGAUGUGUACGGCUCCGAAAGUACAGUGGAAGAGCUAGAAUGCCUGGCGACAUGGAAGGAAGGUAGUCUCCGCUUCUUAGUAGGCAAGCUGCACCACAACCACGCGACCAGCAACGAGGACCGGUACAGAUGCUUCGUUUAUGAGAAGACGAAUGACUUACUUCUCAACCCACGUGUUACAGCAACCGGUACAGUGAAGGAGCAGGUGAUCCCGCCGGGUGGCAUCGAGUACAGGGUCGCACAAUCGGGAGACGCAACAUGCAACGGACUGUUCAGUGCUACCGAAGGUUCCAGAACUAUGGCUCUUAAACGUGUCCGCUUCAACUGCCAGUUCCCUACGUGGAUGACGUUCUCCCACACGUGGCACACGCUGGACUUCACCAGCAACUACACGUUCUACCAGCGGAACGCCACGUUGAGGAUAACCAACCAGACUGGCGCAGACAUCAAGGUGUACUGCGUCAAUGUGAAGGCGAGCUCGCCGAGCGGGAACUCUGUCGCACUGGUUGCACAUUGGCAGCACCAUUGUGUAUCCCGCUACGUGUGCGUGGUCCUGUACCGGCGCGACACGUACAUCGCGGAGCUGCAGCGCGGCGCGCCGACGUCGCGCCCGGACGACGCCUGCUCGCCGCAUCACUUCAAUGCUGUCACUGCGCCUUAUGUCACUUUAGUAGCAAGCAAUCCCGAAUCAAAAGAGUGUCCCUAUUCCGGAAAAUAUGAAAUACAAAAUCGUCGCAAGAGAGAUACGAGAUCGAGUGAAGAUAAUAGUAGUAAGAGAGAGAAAGCAAUGCUGGAACAUAAUCGUAGGGUUAAUGGGAGUAGGUUGUUCAAUUUUAGCGUAAGCAACAUGUCCAGUGCUCCCAUGUUGAGGAGUAGAAGGGAGUCGGAGGGAGAAGUAGCCUGCGUCGUCAACAGCUACAACAGGCUAGAAGUUGGCUGCAACUCCGUCAAGAAUAUGGAGUUCUAUUCCACGUGUGAGAAUAGAGAAGUCGUCACUGCUUACACGUGUCACGGCGGCUGGUACGAGAACGGCGCGUCGUUCGUGGUGACGACGCCGGUGACGCGCGACAGCACGGCGGCGCGGCGGUACUGCUUCGUGGCGCGCGACCAGCCGCGCGCCGCGCUCGCUCUGCGUCGCUCCGCCACCAACUGCGACCGCACUGACACCGCGCCGCAUCUACUCUUUGACGCCACCGCUACUGGUGAAUGUCAAGAUCAAACGAGCCAUCAACCAGCUCUGAGGAUAUCCCUAACUUUUGUAAUAUGUCUCCCAAUCAUACACUACGUAAUACCGAGAUGAUUCCUAGUAAACGACACAAAAUAAGUCAUUUCGGACCCCUCACCCUUGUAAUUAUAGCUACGAAAAUAGGCAGGCUUAGAAACUAUUUAGUACCACCUUUAGUUACAACACUUUGUAAACAUAAAUAACAAGCCUUUUUUCCAGUAAUUUUCGUUAAAAAAUUAAUAUUGUAAAACAUUUAAAAUCGAUUAUAACGUUUAUCAAUCAUAGAUAGAUUCAAUCGCCUAAAACAUGAUAUUGCCAUAACAAAAAAUAGCUAAAAUAACGAAUAACCGUUAUUUUAAAGUUGUUAUUUCAUUAUAUUUAAAUGUACAAUUUUAGAUAAUAAAUUGACAUGAUAGAUGUCGUCUUGAUUGCACAAAAUGCACGUAUAUUUCUUGAUUUCUUCUUUUUUAUGAUUGUUGCCUCCAAGUUAAAUUAUUUUUGAUAACUGAACUAAUAAUAUUGUAGGAGGGUCGAUUGUAAUAAGAAAAAAGUAACUCUGGAGGUGGUCAAUGGGCUACCGUUUUUUACUCACUAAAUAGCUCCA
Messenger RNA from Spodoptera littoralis (African cotton leafworm), 2287 nucleotides. Lineage: Eukaryota; Metazoa; Arthropoda; Insecta; Lepidoptera; Noctuidae. The record is from the annotation of a GenBank genome assembly.